AUUUAUUUGAUGUUUAAUAUCUGUCCUCCUGUGCUUUGGAAUUCCGAAUGAAAGUCAACCCAAGUCAGUGAUUCCUUGUAAGCUAAGUGCUAUCCCACUUGCUAGGCUAAUAAAGACUUCUGGCUAGCCAUAACCUUCUGAUAGGAUGUCACAAACACUGUCACUGCCGAGUGGAUUGACACCAACCUGGUUCAUAGUAGGUUGUUGUCUACACCGCCUUGUUCCUGUUGGUGUUUCACUGUUCAACAGAAUAGAAGGGAGAUAAAUCAUAUCUGCAAUGCGGGCAGUGUUUAAUGUUCUGUUGAACUGAGAUUUAAACAGGAAGGUGUGUUGAUAGUUGUCGUUCUGUAAACAUAAGUAAAGGACAGUGUCUUCAGGAUAGGCUAAGAGAGCUUGUUCUAGCAAUUCUUUCUGAAGCUUUUACAAUCCUUGGAUUUAAAUUGUCUUUAUUUCAAGACAUUAAACUCUCAUCUCAUAUCAAAAGUGUUUAUUUGGAAGGCAAAAGUCUUGUCUGAAAAAGAUAACAAUCGAAAACAUGAGAGUAAAGGCCGUGUAGCCUCGAGGUUGUGCUUUGGACGGAGACACUCAGGAUAAGGACAUUUCUGGUUUUGGUUCAAGAUGUGCCGGUUUGGAUGUACGACCACUAACACGACUUACAUGUGUAAGUGGUGCGGUACGCGGUACUGCCGUGAAUGUCUCCAUGGCGAGUUCACUGGGGAGAUGAAAGAGGAGAACUGGUGUAGAGUCUGUAAUCAGCGUUGCCAGGGCAAGAAAGUUGAAUACGUGGAGGGCUACGUUCCCAAGGAGGAUAAUAAAGGCAAAAAGGGUCGGGGGUCAGCCAAGGGUCGGGCAGGAGCCAAAAAAGGAAAGAAGGGCAAAAAAGGAAAGAAAAGUGGUAAAAAGAAGAAGAAAAGGUGAAAAGGGACUCUAAAAAGUUACAGGAUUAGGACAUUGACUGAUGAUGCGGUUGGGUUAAAUAGGGGAAUCGUAGAGGAGAGGCUGGGAUGUUAUCGGGGUUAUGAUCAUAGGUGGUCAAGCCCAAGGAUAUUGGGCUGGGAAAUAGAUUUUGUCCCGUAUUCAUGUGAUAUUAAUUUAUUGAAUAAACUUAUUAUUAUACUCAUAUAAACAUUCCGAGAAUGCAUAAAUAAAUAAAAGAUCAUGUGUCCAGUAA
Messenger RNA from Lineus longissimus, 1171 nucleotides. RefSeq lists its product as uncharacterized. The transcript is spliced from 3 exons. Lineage: Eukaryota; Metazoa; Nemertea; Pilidiophora; Heteronemertea; Lineidae. The record is from RefSeq and is a predicted model, not a curated record. Bases 619 to 918 code for a protein of 99 amino acids.